AUGGUGACAGCAGGAGGCAGUAGUGGCGGCGGUGGCCCCGGUGGAGGUGGCGGUGUAGGCGGUGGUACCGUUGGUACCACUUCUUUGUUUGUAGAGUGGCUACAGAAGGUGGCUGCGGAUGCCGCGAGCAGUGGGCACGGUACUCCCGUAGAGGCAGGAAAAAUUACCGCAGAAAUGCAGAAGAGUUUGGGAGCAGCAUGGGAAGAAUUGAAAAGUUCGUUGGGGAGGCAGGAGUCCUUCGAAAUAAAUGAGCUCUGUACUCAGGGAGUACAGUGGGCGACGAACCCAUGGGAAAGGCAGUAUAAAGAAAUAUUAUGUGAAGCUAUAUUAGAAAUAAAAUACUUCAUGAAUGGAGUAGGAACGAAGAGGACGACAGCGAUGAAGAAGGAUGCUGUCACCAUUGAGCAACUGACCGAGGGCAAAGCUUAUUCACGUUGUACCGUGGGCACCGUCGCUUUAGCCACAAUCUACGGAGAUCAUUGUAAAUUGAAGGAGGUCAUGCAGAAAAUUGAACAGGAAAUAGAGCCCCAAGUGAAAGGAAAAUUAGAGGGACACUUGAGCAAGAAUGCACAGAACCUCCGGAGCCAAUUGGAUAUAUGUGAAGGAAAAGUGGAUGAGAUAGGCUUAAUGCUCGCUAAAGCACUUCUCCAGGACAGAAUUAGGAAUUGGGCCCAGGACGACAGGAAGAAGGGGGAAAUGAAGAGGGUGCAAAAAAGCGGGGAAGAUGGGAAAUGGAGGGUGGGGGGAACUUUGUGGUUGGAUUGGGGACAGGUCUGUAAGGACGGGGGGAAGGACGACGAAGAAAAGAAGAAGAAUUAUUUAGAACAGAAUAAAGCAGAUAUGGUAUCCUUCGCAGGGCUAAAGAAGAACGACAGUGACCCUGAAAAUGAUCAAUCAUCCACCUUAGGAGACAUACUAACGAAGCCGGAGUUAUCUCUGAAGGAGGACAUCAUAAGACAAGCACUUACAGCAGCACUCUCGAAUGGAACUCCUUUUAACGCAGAAACUCUAACCAAGACGUUAAACGAGGAAACUAAUAAAAAGUUAGCGGAAAAUUGCAUCCAGAAGAACAGCGGAGACGGCAAAUUAUGUUAUCGCUUAGAUUGCAUGAAACAACUAUGGGACAAUAAAGGGGGACAGACGCCUAAUGCGGAGGCCCUGUGGGAGGACGUCCGAACUCAAGCCACCGACCUCGUCACAAACGUAUCUAACAAUGUGGGGAGCGACAGCGAUGCAGACACUCUGUGCAAGGACGUUACAUGCCCAAAUGAUAAUGCAGCGGAUUGUGUGAGCAAAACAACAUGCAACAUUAUGAUUAAAGCAUUGAAAGAGGUACAUAAAAAUGGGAAAGGAGGCCCAGAGAAUUAUCAAAUAUUCCGUCCUACCUUUCGUUGUGUAAUAUUGAAUGCAUUGGCAGAGAAAUUAAAGGAACGGGCGUACAAGGGUGGUUAUGCUUGUGCUGUAGAGGAAGGAAUAGAAGAGGCCCUCAAGAAGGGGGAGGAUAGGAGUAAUCUCGAUAAGUGGUGUAAUGGGAAUGGUAAAGGGAAUAGUUCCUGUCAGCCAUGUGGAAAGCAGCAUCGGGUGUGCACAGGUUCCAAAAUUGGGGGAAAGAACCCGUUGGAGGAAGUAAGGAAGGAGUUAGACAACCCCACCAACAGCACCAACAUACAGAAAACAUUAUCCACAAUAGAAGGGAAGGUCACUUUAUGUGAUCGUAUGAAUUGUAUAAUCAAACAAUUAAAACCAGCGGACCCAUCCAACCCACAGAAUGCAAGCACCAUCAGCGCGGAAAAAUUCUGGACGGAAGAUGUUAAGAAAUUGUGGAAUGAAUUGGCAGGAGCAAUGAAGGACAGUAAUUGGAACGGAAGAGGAAAUGGAUGUGAUCAAUUGAAAGGUGCAACACCGUCUGAACAGACGGCAUGCAAUUAUUUGCAUGCCGGGUUCAGCAAACUGAAGGAUAUUACUGCGUCCAUAGAGACUGACGGCACUAAAUACCUCACCCUGAGUAAAGACUCAUCGUUUGUUCAAACUAUGGGUUGUUUCUUACUUCACGCUUAUGCAAAACAUAUACAAAAGGAAUCCAUUUGUGAUAUUGAAAAUGGAAUAAAGGAAGCUUUCAAGUCAUGGGGUCCAAUUACUAAGGACAAUUGCACGAACGGUAGUUCGUGCAUUCAAUGUAAAUGGGAGGAUAAGGACUAUGACAACUGCAAAAUUAGCACAAAUGUAGGCACAACGAGAACGGAAGUAAAGGGGAAAUUGGAAGAAAUUGUCAAUAAGGACAGGGACUCCAACAUAACACAAAUGCUAACUGAAAUAAAUGAAAUGACUUCUUUAUGUGACCAUAUGAAAUGUAUAGCAUCCCACCUAAAUUCCUCUACCAGACAAGGACAAACGACUAAUGCGGACGAAUUCUGGGGGGAGGCUGGCGAUGUUAAGAACUUGUGGAAAGAAUUGGUAGAGGAAAUGACAAAGAAAGGCAAUGUAAACGGAAACGUAAAUGGACAUUGUAAUGGAUUGGAUAAUCCAUCUGCGACAGCGGCAUGCAAUUAUUUGCAUGCCGGUCUUAAAUACUUAGAGGAAAAUUCAACAUCUAAAGGAAAAGACGGUAAAAUCUUGGAUAAGGACCCAUCGUUUAGACAAACGAUGGGUUGUUUUUUACUUCAUUCUUAUGCAGAACAUAUGAAAGAAAAAUCUACUUGUGUUAUUACUGCUGGUAUAAAACAGGCAUUUGAAACUGCUGGUAAGAUUGGUAAUAAUGUCUCUUGCCAAUGGAAAGGGACCGACUAUGAAAGUUGCACAAUUAAAACAAAUGGAGGCACUGGCACCACAGAACAGACGGCAGUAAAGCCCAAAGUGAAAAAAAUUAUCGAAGGCAAUGACCCAAACACUGAGCCCAUCAUAAAGAACAUAAAUAAAAUGAAGACUUUAUGUGAUGGUUUAAAAUGUAUAGCAUCCCACUUAAAUUCACCUAGCUCACAACAGAAUUUUCCGAAUGUGAAGGACUUUUGGGAGAAGACUGGUGAAGUAGGACAACUAUGGCAAAAAUUGUCGGAAGAAAUUGCACAAAGUGGGGACAAUGACAACGGAGGUCACUGUAAUACAGUGGAUGAUAAUGGCAGUGCCACUGGUGUUCCUGGCAGAACACCCACCACCCCUGAAAGGAAGGCCUGCCAAUAUCUUUCAUUAGGUUUCAACAAACUGAAGGAUCUUUCCAAGCCCCCAACGUCUAAGGGCACUGACGGUAAAAUCCUGUCUAAGGACCCAUCGUUUGUCCAAACGGUGGGUUGUAUACUUCUUAAAGAAUAUGCAAAACAAAUGCAAAGUACAUCAAACUGUGUCAUUGAUUCUGGUAUAGAGAAGGCAUUCAGGGCAUGGAACGAAAAAAAAGGACCUUCUUGCACGAACGGUAGUCCGUGCAUUGAAUGUGAAUGGAAUGAAUCUGACUAUGGAAGUUGCCAAAUUACCACAAAUGGCACAUCUGGCAGCACAACACAAACGGCAGUAAAGGACAAAUUAGAACAAGUUAAGAAAAGAAUUGUCGGCACCUUAACUACCAACAUGAGGGACAUAAACAUAACAGAUUCUUUAUGUGACAAACUCCAAUGUGCUGCAGGGAAGUGGUUCCAAAAGAAUGCAACACCGAACGGUGGUAGUGGUAAUACUACUAAUAAGAAGACUUGGUGUGACUUUUGGAAUGGCCCUGUUGAAGACGAACUGCAGAAGAUGUUCGCAGCAAUUAAGACGACUGGAGGGGACAGCCCUAAUGGUGUAUGCACCACCUUCGGGGAUGAAAAUCCACAAAGUGUCGAAAGAAAAGCAUGUAAUCAUAUCACAGCAGGUUUAGACUACAUUAAUGGCAUUACAAGUAGUGGUAGUGGUAAUGGCAACCAACUGCUCCAACGAGCAGUUGGUUGUAUUGCUCUUAACAUGUAUGCUGAUCAAAUAAUUGCAAGGACGAAAGAUUCAUGUCCCAUUGAUGAAUCUAAAAUAAAAGAAAUGUUUGAUGAUUGGAAUGAAAAAAAUAAUUCUUUGUCUUCGCCUUCGUCUUCAUGUAAUGGUGUUGGUGGUAAUAAUAAUGUUUGUUUUAAAUGCACAAGAGAACCAAAUUUUAAUGGUUGCAAACUAAGUGUUGAUAAAAAUUUGAUUAAUACAACACCAUCAACACAAAGUGGACAAGAGUGCACAGAGACGAAAGACGAAGUUAAAGAACAAAUGGACAAUCUCCUCCUCAACGAAGACAAAAACCCAUCCCAAUCCAACACCAACUCCAUUAAAUCCAACAUAGGGACCACUUUAUCUACUAUCACCGAAAUGACCUCUUCUUUCUGUACUCAAGUCCAAUGCGCAGCAAAAAAAUACUACGUAAAAGUCAUAAACAAAAGUGGACAAAGCAGCGAUGUGAACUGGGGUGAAAUGAAGUCUGAAAUUGAGAGCGUAUUUACGAAACUUCUAGAGAAUAUGACGAAUUCUGAGAAGCAGAAAACCGUUACUGAAUACUGCAAAGACAACAAUUGGGAUAAUUUUGGCCAUAAAGAAAGGAAAACAAAUAAAGCAGCUUGUUUGCUUUUUGCUGCAGGAUUAAAACACAUUUAUGGCCGCGGUAGCGGCCACACGAUGGGCCAGUUUAAUGGCCCAUCGUUUGGACAAACGAUGGGUUGUUUAUUUCUUAAAGAAUAUGCAAAACAAUUAAAAAAAAUGGCAGAAGAUAAGAGAAAAGGAAAUAGUUGGGUACAUCCUCUUUGUGACAUAGAUGAGGGAAUAAAGCAUGCUUUUGAAAAAAGUGAAAACAUUAUGGAAGAAACAUCUAACUGCAAAAAGAAUGGUAGUACUAAUGAUUGUUUUGUGUGCAAACAAAACGAAGUUUAUGAUAAUUGCAAAAUUGGCAAUGACGAUAUAGGAAGUAAAUCUAAUGAAUUGUUCAAAGAUCCGACGAAGCAAAACCAAAUGCAACAAACAUUAGAGAAUACAGUCUGUCCCAUCCUUCUUACGGAUCUCCUUACCCCUUUUCUUCCUUUGGCUCCUGUCUCUAUUGGCCUUUCUGCUAUGGCUUAUUACCUUUGGAAGUAUUUUGGUCCUCUUGGUAAAGGAGGAGCACGUUUCAGAAGAUCUCCUACUGAAAUUCCUGGUCCAUCAGUACAGGAACAAGUCCUCGAUCAUGUGCAGCAAGAUAGUUCACAUGAAUAUCAAUUGGUGAAGGAACGAAAACCUCGUUCUACUCCAACAAGAACAAAACGUUCUGGUCGCGUGAAUCGUCGCACGAUUAUUGAAAUUCAUUUUGAAGUGCUGGAUGAAUGUCAAAAAGGGGACACACAAUUGAACCAGAAGGAUUUCCUGGAACUUUUGGUUCAAGAGUUUAUGGGAUCGGAAUUUAUGGAAGAACAGGUUCCUAAGGAAGAUGUUCUUAUGGAAGGUGUUCCUUUGGAACUUGUUCCUAUUGAAAACGUUCCAAGUUUAGGUUCCGAGCUUAUGGUUUAG
This is a messenger RNA of Plasmodium knowlesi strain H, 5475 nucleotides long. RefSeq names its product SICAvar, type I. The coding region runs from base 1 to 5475 and encodes 1824 amino acids. The transcript is spliced from 10 exons. The record is from RefSeq and is a predicted model, not a curated record. NCBI's taxonomy places the organism in Eukaryota, Apicomplexa, Aconoidasida, Haemosporida, Plasmodiidae.